AUGUUUCCAACCGAUUCCGGUCCGAUGUGGGCUGCUGUCGUAUAUGAUAAUGACCGCGGUCGAAUAGAUCUUGCCGUUAUCAACAAUCUAGCAAACACUAUGAGUAUACUAUAUGGAUAUAACAGUGGGAGUUUCCGAUCACAAGCAAUACUUUCAACGGGUUUUAGUCCACGCGCGAUCGUUGUCGGGGAUUUUAAUGAGGAUGGGCGACUAGAUUUAGUCGUUGCUAACGCCAACUCAGCUAACGUGGGAGUGUUCCUUAGAACUGAUAGUGGAAAUUUUGCAACACAAACAACAUAUCCCUCCGUCGCUAGUCCAUACUCCAUUGCUGUUGGUGAUUUCAAUGGUGAUGGUCAUCUAGACUUUGUCGUUGUGGGUUUCUAUUGGGCAAUUAUGAGUGUGCUUCUUGGAACCGGCAAUGGGAGUUUCGGAUUACCAACAAUACUUUCAACGGGUUCUGUGGGUUGGUCGAUCGCUACCGGUGAUUUUAACGGCGAUGGCCGACUAGAUAUUGUCAUUGCCUACUUUAGUUCGGCUAGUGUGGGAGUGCUCCUUGGGACCGGCAACGGAUCUUUUGGGCUACAAAAGACAUUUUCAACUGGUCGGAGCCCGCAAUUCGUCACUGUCGGUGAUGUUGACGGUGAUGGCCGAUUAGAUCUUAUCGUUCCCAAUUCUAGUGGUAUGGCUGUGAGUGUGUUACUUGGAAUUGGCAAUGGUAGUUUCAAAUCACAAAUGACGUUUUCAACUGGUUCUGGUUCUUCGCCGUACUGGCUCGUUGUAGCUGAUUUUAAUGCCGAUGGUCGAUUAGAUUUUGCUGUUUCAGACUCAAGCACAUCGCUUUUGAUGAUUUAUACAGUCGAAGCUGGAUCUAUUCUUUCGGCUCUUGGUGAAAAAUUGGACAAAACUGACGACUGUGCACCACCAGGUGCUGUAUGUGAUGGAAAAAUACCGUGUUGCAAUAUUAAGUGUCGAGUCAACUGGGGUGGAGCGUGGUGCACGUAG
Messenger RNA from Adineta steineri, 1002 nucleotides. NCBI's taxonomy places the organism in Eukaryota, Metazoa, Rotifera, Eurotatoria, Adinetida, Adinetidae. The record is from the annotation of a GenBank genome assembly.